UCAAGGCACGCAAGGCACUGCCGUGGUGGGCCGUCUGACGACGUCGUCUUGCCAUCCUGCCCUUCCUUCCAUCCUUCUAAAAUGUAUUGCGGCAGUGGUGCCAGCGCGCCGCACAAGACGCCCACAGGGCAACGGCGGGGCGAAUUCCUCUAGCCUCACUUCUCUCACCACCUUGUGAACAAUGCCAUGUUUGACGUGCAGUCAGGCAACGGCCGGAUACGAUACGCCUGGGAUAAUUUCCGGCGUUCUGGUUUCGCACGUUUCUAUCGUGUGGGCUGCCUCUGGGCAUGCCCGCGGUCUGUCUGCCUGCCUGUGUUUCUGUCUGCCAGCAUAUGCUUUCAGCGAUUUACGAAGAGUGGGCUGUUGCUUUUUGUUGUGGCUGAGCUGAGCCGCUUCGCUAUUUCUGGUGCAGAAUUGGGUUUCAAUUGGGUUUGGUUUGCGGAAGUGAGUGGAAGUAGGCAGUGGGCGGUCCAACGCAGUGAUCACCGACUACCGUGUCGGGUUUGGGGUAUAUAAAGGCCCUAUGCUCGGCGCUGGUCUUUGUUGUUUUGAAGCCCCAUUGAGCUGCACUCCUUCGGA
Messenger RNA from Lindgomyces ingoldianus, 579 nucleotides. RefSeq lists its product as uncharacterized. Lineage: Eukaryota; Fungi; Ascomycota; Dothideomycetes; Pleosporales; Lindgomycetaceae. The transcript has a single exon. The record is from RefSeq and is a predicted model, not a curated record. Bases 187 to 516 code for a protein of 109 amino acids.